Messenger RNA from Trichoderma breve, 2001 nucleotides. RefSeq lists its product as uncharacterized. Bases 1 to 2001 code for a protein of 666 amino acids. The record is from RefSeq and is a predicted model, not a curated record. The transcript is spliced from 2 exons. Lineage: Eukaryota; Fungi; Ascomycota; Sordariomycetes; Hypocreales; Hypocreaceae.
AUGGCACCCAGACUCCGCGCAAAGCCGAACACGCAUGCUAGAAUGCAGAGAACUUCAACCCAGUUCAACGAGCUGGACGUUACUCCCAAUAGGCAUGAAGGGAAUGCAGAUGAACCAUUCCCUGGCUACCCUAACUCUGAACCUAUCCUUGUUGAUAAAGAUGAACAGCUCGCCAAGCCUUUUACUUGGUCGGACGCUGGCUCGACAACAAACAAUACCAGACGCAGUUCUCCAGCUGAGUUUGGGGAUUUGUCCACUGACGAUGUGUGGGACUUCGAAGAGUCUUUGGCCCCCUUCUCAAGUCCAACUUCGGAAAAGAACCAUCUUCCAGAUACAAUGCCUUUAGCGUCUGCAGAACAAAACGACCAAUCGCGUACUCCAACGAAAAAAGUCGAUUUCUCCGAAACCGCGUCCACCAUUUAUCGCAGCUCCUCUUUCGUAGGAGGCAACGAACCCAAAGAUAUCUGGAAUUUUGACGAUAGCCCGACAGAUAGCAGCCCCAUUCCGGAAACAUCUAAAAAGAUGCCAACUAUAUCGUCAGGUCAUCUACCAGCCGACGAGCUUUAUGACUUGACUCCUAAGAAAUCUGUACCAACGCCAGCUGCUGCUGCAUCAAUGCCAGCCGCAGCCAAACCAAACGGCAGCCAGCCAGUCGUCAAUGAAGAGACCAAGAGAUGUUCGUCCAAACCAGCUUUACAGCCAAGGGAAAAGAAGCAGCGACCGAGAGCGAAAAAGCCCAUUCGCUUCGAUUCACUUACUCAAGAGAUACUGGAAGAGCCCACGUCUAAGAAGAGAAAACAACCCGUACCUGUUAGAUUGCCCAUCGUCAGCGCUUUGAAAGAAUCUGCCAAGGCAUCAAGUUCUCCAGUCACAGGUUCUGAAAAACCAAAGCCGAAACGCAAGCGGCCGCAGAAAAAAGUCCAGCCAGAAAUACCUCCAGCCCCCCCAAAUCCCCCAACACCCAGAGCUGAAGGUGUUAUAACCUUUAUCGACAGCCCAGUUCAGGCGGCUGCCGAAAGUCCCUCGGAAUACCAUCCAGAGCUCCCAAAUACUAGAAAAGGUGACGAUUCUAACGGAAGCCUUUCUGUUAGCAGUGGUGAUGACUUCACUGUAAUACGGGAGCCAAAGCAACAACAUCGCCGUGUACCAGCAGUAAUCGACAGGCAGGACAAUACUCUGAACGAAUCUGGGGCAAUUUUUGCCGAACAACAAUACGGAGCAAAGAGAAGACGUCUGUCAAGACAGUUCAGUGUGUCGGAAAAGGGCAGUCCGGUUGUUCUCAAUGACGCUAUCCUUCCUGAGAAUAUUCAGCCCGUGCCUGUCAAACCGCAUCCUCCUAUGAGUGGUGGUCCAGAGCUAUCCACUGCCACACAAUCCUCAUCCUUUUUGAGGGGCACAUCGAGUGGUAAGCAUAUUGAACAGCAGCAUAGCAGUGCUUUCGGCGACAUCAAUGGCAAGUCCUCGUCGCAAUGGUUGCGGCGGGUAAGCGACAAAGCACCCAUUCCGAAGUGCAAGCCAGGUAUUGGGAAAAAAUUACAUGAUGAGAUUAUGAAAAGCUUCCUUGGACAAACAGAGGCGGAACAAGAACCUCAAGAACCCGAAGCAAAAUCGACCUCUGCUGCCAGUCCCAAUCAUGUCGAAACCCAGAUACGCCAUGCCGUUAACCAAUUGAUUGCUCAAUUAGAUAAUAAGAAGAAGGAGAUUUUCAACGUUGUCGACACGUAUCAAAAAAAUGGACAAGAUUCUGUGCUACAUCUCAAGCAGCAAUGUCUGCGAGAUAGUAGCAUCUUGGUGCAAACCCUCCACAGCGAUAACGGAUUAUUUGGCCAGAAAUUGCGAUCAACCACAGAAGCGAUUGAGGCUCACGGCUUGGCUAGGACGAAAUCUGCAUUGGAGCUUGACAGUGCAGUUCAAAGUCGACAUCAAGCAUACGAUCGAAGUAGACAGAGCCUCAGAGGCCUGAGGGACGUGAUUAUUCGCGAAAAGAAUACUGUGGUGUGA